UUACUCCCAGUGCCGCGGUUGUUAUUGCUACGGAAGAAAACGUCAGAUCGCCCUGCAGGCUCGUGACAGAAGGCGGCUCGAGUGUGACCCGGCUACCCCCGGACUGGCGGCUGACGUUAACCGAGUUUAAGUGAAGUGAAAGACAUGUACAGCGGAGGGACAGCUCGUUAGCUGACUGUACUGUUUGUAGUCACCCAAACCGCCUGCUUAUUCCUCCUUCUGCACUGAGCAUCCGCUCCAAGUGGUUGCUACUGUCAGCUAGCUUUAGUUUGAUCUGUCAUCAUGUCGAAGUACACCAGCUUCCCGGAGCCGCUGGAAGACAACCCAUUCCAGGACCCUGCGGUCACUCAACACAGCAGCAACACAGGAUACGCUACGCUGGACCUUUACAACCCAUUUGAUAACACGACCAGGCCUCCUCCUCCCUAUGAAGCCACUGCCCCGCCUGCUCCUCCGGCACAGACUCCCCCCAGCAGAACCACACCAACAGAACCUCGGAACUACGGAUCCUAUAAUAACUCCCAGCCAGUGGUAACUGCUACGACAACUGAGCUCCUGAAGAAGCAGGAAGAGCUUGAGAAGAAAGCCCAAGACCUGGAGAGGAGAGAGAGAGAGCUAGAGUCUCACGGCCUCGGCCCUGGAGCCUCCCGUCAGAACAACUGGCCUCCGCUGCCAUCGUUCUGUCCCGUGGGGCCUUGUUUCUACCAGGACAUCAGUGUGGAGAUCAGCCAGCGCUUCCAGAGGAUUGUCACCUUCAUGUACUACUUCUGGAUGUUCUGCACCGGCACACUGGUGCUUAACCUCUUCUCCUCUCUGGCCAUCUUCUGUGUGGACACGGCAAAUGGUGUUGGCCUGGGUCUUGCUAUCCUCUGGUGCCUCCUCUUCACGCCAUGCUCCUUUGUGUGCUGGUAUCGUCCGGUUUACAAGGCCUUCAGGACCGACAGUUCCUUCAACUUCUUCACCUUCUUCUUUGUGUUCUUCGCACAAGUUGUGGUCUUUGUCAUCAUGACCAUCGGCAUCCCAGGAUGGGGGUUCAGUGGAUGGAUUGUUAGUCUGGCUGCUCUCAAGGCCAGCGUGGGAGUGGGUGUGAUCAUGAUGAUCACUGCAAUCCUCUUCACCGCCCAACUUGCUAUUGGGGUUUUCAUGCUGAAAAAGGUCCACAGUCUCUACAGGCAGACUGACGCCAGCUUCCAGAAGGCCCAGGCUGAGUUUGCCACAGGUGUCAUGUCCAACCAGGCAGUUCGCCAGGCUGCUGCCAAUGCUGCUGCCAACGCUGCCCAGGGCGCCUUCACCGCUCCCCGAUAAGAGCCAGGGUGGGUGAGAAGGAGAGCGGUGGGAGGAGUUUCUGCCUGGGUGAAGAUUUACGUUUUUCAUCCUGGCAGGUGACUGGAAUAUUUUCAUUCCCGCCUCUGCUUGAUACCAAGUGCAUGAGCGACACAGGGGUUCAAAGUGUGCAGAGGAAGCAGUGCCAAAUGAGGAGUCGUGUAAGGGAUGUAAAUGUGGUUUGUAAUCGAGACACUGUAAUAAUAAAAAAAAAUGACAGUAUACAAAAGGACAUAAUUAUGGUGAUUUUGAUAGCAUUUUGCAUACAUGCACGAAGCUCCACGGCUCUGCUUUUUUUUUUUUUUUAAAUCUGUUUUCAUGCUACGCUUCAUCUAAAAAAAAAAAAAAAAACAUGUUGCACAACCACAGAUAGUUUCUGUUUGAUAUUGGGGAAGUCUAUAACAAGGAAAACACAACUGUCAUAUUUGCAGUCUGCUCAUGCCAAAGGGAAUGGGAGCAACUGUUGUCAUUAAAGUGAAGCCUAGACUCCAAAUACCUUCGCCAAUAGUCUUACAUUGCACAUUAUGAUACAUAUAAAGUAUAGGAGCUGAACUUUUGAGUGAUUCAGAAAUGCUCAGGUCUUGUUUAUAUUCAUCCAUUUGCAGACACAUUGGUCAAAUCUCUUCCAUAAACCGCACGAGCAUCUCUACUCAAAUGGUGAGAGCUCACUUGUACAAUAGAUUUCCAUCGUGGAUACAAAAGUAUGAAUGUCUGUUUUCAUUAUUCUUGACGUUUUAACAUUUGAAGGUAGUGGCGUGGCUUUCGCCGAACUUUGUGUUUCCUGUCUGUCUAUAAGACGCUUAACACUGAAAUGAUGCCAUUCAUCAGUUGUUUUGGUUCAACAGCAUUUCUAAUGAGCUAUCGAAGUAACUGUGUUUUUCUGUUAUUUAAAAAUGCCUCGACUUAAAUGCCAAAAUCUCGUUUGUGUUUGUCUUUGUUGGUUCUGUAUAUGGUGAUAAUUACAGUUCACUCGCUUGUUAAAAAAAUAAAAGUCUCAU
Molecule: messenger RNA, 2321 nt
Organism: Synchiropus splendidus (mandarinfish)
Lineage: Eukaryota; Metazoa; Chordata; Actinopteri; Syngnathiformes; Callionymidae
Gene: scamp3
Product: secretory carrier membrane protein 3
Exons: 9
Coding region: 283-1305 (340 amino acids)
Biological process (GO): protein transport
Cellular component (GO): trans-Golgi network membrane; recycling endosome membrane
Source: RefSeq, a predicted model, not a curated record